AUGAGUGAAAAUAUUGUUGAAAACACACAUGUAUCUCUAAAGUGGGCCAGAAUGAUUUCAUUGAUAUCUAGUUUAGAAUCGAUAGCAAUAAUUAAAGACAUUUUAAAAGUAGGAAGGUCACAAAUUUGUGAUGUUAUCUUAACCGAAUCAAAUAUUGGAGGCAAUAUCAAUAUAAAUAAUGUUAGUAAAGAACAUUUUACUAUUUUUAAAAAACCAGGAAGUUCGUUUGCUUAUUUAGUAGACUCUAGUAAAAAUGGUACAUUUAUAAAUGGCAUAAGGACUAAGAAAAAUGAACUGACAAUUCUCAAGAACAAAGAUAAAGUAUCCAUUGGACAAAAAAGGCCAUUUAUAUACUGUUUUGAAUCACUUCUAUCUGAAGAUCUGCCAGAUACUUUGACCCCUUUAAGUAUUUUAGACUCUACACCAAAAUACACAGAAGUGUUACCUGUAUGGGGACGUCUUCUUUCAUGUUUGUCAGAUUUGGAAUCUUAUGAUUUACACAAAGAUUGUUUUAAAGUUGGGAGAUCUCUAAUGUGUGAUGUUCCAGUAGAAGUGACCAGACUGAACAAAAGCAAUAAGAAUAUUUUUAGCAAGGAGCAUUUCAAAAUAUGCAAAGAUUCUGAAAAGAACAUUGCUUAUAUUACUGAUUUAAGUAAAGUAGGAACUUAUCUUAAUAACCGACUGAUUGGUAAAAAUAAAAUGCAGAUUUUACAGAAUGAUGAUAGAAUAUCUGUUGGGCCCAGAUUACAAGUUUUUAUUUAUAAAUGCAUGUAUGAUCACGAUACAACUUUUCUUCCUGUUGAAUUGAAAGCAUAUUAUGAACCAUCAACAGUAUUAGGAAAAGGAGCUGUGGGAGAAGUACGAUUAGCAUAUGAAAAGUUGACUUGUAAGAUGGUAGCCAUAAAGAAAAUUAUGAAAGGUCGCAGCACAGCAUCUCAAAUACACCAACUAAACCAUCCAAGUAAAAUAAACACAGAAAUAAGCAUUUUAUCCGCAUUAAACUAUCCAUUUAUAAUCAGUAUGAAAAAUAUUGUGGAAACUCCGAAAGAAGUAUUUAUUGUAUUAGAUUAUAUGAAGGGAGGAGAAUUGACGAAUAGAAUUUUGUCACAUGAACCUAUGACAGAAUCAAACAUCAAAUUUCUGUUUUAUCAAAUGGUUUUAGCUGUAGAUUAUCUUCAUAAUAGAGGUAUAACUCAUAGGGAUCUUAAGCCAGAAAAUGUUCUCCUGUAUUCCGAAGAACCCGAGACUCUAGUGAAAGUUUCUGAUUUUGGAUUGAGCAAAGUUACUGAUGAAGAUGACAUGAUGAGAACAAUUUGUGGUACAAUGAGCUACAUAGCUCCUGAAAUCCUAAAUCGUGGCAUUUCUGAGUAUAACAGGCAGGUUGAUGUGUGGAGCCUUGGUGUUAUACUAUUUUAUAUGCUGGGGAAAAGACUACCUUUCAAAUCGAAAGACAAAAAUAUACUAGAAAAACUCAUUAUAACAGGAGAGUAUUCCAUGGAAGAAAUUCAGUGGAAAGACAUUUCACUAUAUGCCAAAGAUCUUGUUAAAAGAAUGCUGACUGUUAAGCCUGAAAAUCGAAUUACUAUUAGUGAAAUAUUAAAACAUUCUUGGUUGUCACGAGACAUUGGAAUGCAGUUAAGAGUUAAUGCUUUAUAUGAAGAACAUGUGGACACAACUGAAGAUAUUGUCUUCACAUAUGAUAUGAUGGAGCCUCCGUCAAAACGAACCAGAUUCUCAUCUGAUGAAACCAGUUCCUCUCAUUAA
This is a messenger RNA of Psylliodes chrysocephalus, 1764 nucleotides long. NCBI's taxonomy places the organism in Eukaryota, Metazoa, Arthropoda, Insecta, Coleoptera, Chrysomelidae. The record is from the annotation of a GenBank genome assembly.